Messenger RNA from Filobasidium floriforme, 1428 nucleotides. RefSeq lists its product as uncharacterized. Gene Ontology annotation, molecular function: ubiquitin binding; guanyl-nucleotide exchange factor activity; small GTPase binding. NCBI's taxonomy places the organism in Eukaryota, Fungi, Basidiomycota, Tremellomycetes, Filobasidiales, Filobasidiaceae. The annotation marks the transcript as partial. Gene Ontology annotation, cellular component: cytosol; endocytic vesicle. The record is from RefSeq and is a predicted model, not a curated record. The transcript has 9 exons. Gene Ontology annotation, biological process: vesicle-mediated transport.
GAGCCGGUGUUUGACUUUCAAGGGUUCUUGGUCCAACUCCGAAGUCGGUCGGCGGAACCUAUCCAGAAGUAUCUGAAGAGUUUCCUGGUCUCGUUCGCGAAACGGCCUUUUACUAUCAACGACCAGAUCAAGCUCAUUCACGAUUUCCUCGAGUUUAUCGCUGAAAAGAUGAGGCAGACGGAUCCGUGGAAAGGUCAGAGCGAAGCAGAGUUUGAGCAGUCGAUGGAAGCGAUGGAGAAAUUGGUCAUGAAUCGGUUAUACACCUACACAUUCUCACCGAUGAUCGAUCAUUCCGUCUACCCAAUCACGACGGACGACCUAGAGAAGGAUUUCGUGCUCAGCGAGCGGAUACGAAUCUUCUCAUGGGUACGAGAGAAGCACCUGGAUGUGCCAGAGGGAGAGGCGAGUCAGGGUUUCUUGGCUUUCGCUGAACAGGGCUCCGGUCGCAUAGAGUUGCUCAAGAUCAAUCAUUACAAGGCGCCUAGAGAUAAAAUGAUCUGUAUCUUGAAUUGUUGCAAGGUCAUCUUCGGAUUGAUCCGUCAUGUAGCUGGAUCGGACAACACAUCGGCCGAUGCUUUUCUGCCGAUCUUGAUCUUCGUGGUUAUACGGGCGAAUCCCGACAAUAUGAUCUCAAACAUAGAGUACAUCAAUCGGUUCAGGUCAGCGCAGCGCCUUCAAGGAGAGGCCGGGUAUUACCUGUCUAGUCUGGGAGGCACAAUCUCCUUUAUCGAAACGAUGGACGCAUCGGGCCUGAGCAACAUCACACGGGAAGAGUUCGAGGAGAAUGUCGGGCGAGCCGUGGCAGAGAUGCCGCCAGCAGAACCAAGGAACGCCAGAGGACCGCAGGGGCCGAAUAGCGCGUCCACUGUCAAUGCGGCUUGGUCGAAUACAGCGGAAGGAGAGGAACCAGCACGCGAUUUGACAUCGUUGCCGGGCAAUAUCGCUCUCGAUACCAAACGGUUCUUCCAGCGUACGGGCGAGUUUGCAACGGAAGCCGUUUCACGGCCGCUGAGCGCGUUGGGCAAAAUGAUUGAGAGCAUCGGAGGUACAGCAGAUGAAGAAGGAAAUGACUACCCAGGUUCAGCUUACCGUCAGCCAUCGUAUCGGGGAGGAGACCGAGGAGAAACGCCCCGGACACCCAGCUUCCAAAAUCGGAUACGUGCCCCUCGACCGGUCUAUCGAAGUCCAUCUGGUCAAGGUCAGAAAUCUCUGCCCACCGCAAGUCCGCUUGGGGGUCUGAUGACCCCAUCUGAUGACCCAACUUUCAACUUUACCGAAUUGACCGCCGAAAUCGAUCGGAAUACUACGACGGCCCGACAAGCCGGUAUCGAUACCCUACACCAAAUGUUCCCUGACAUCGACCGCGAGAUCGCGGGCGUUAUCCUGGACAGCUGUCAAAAUGACCUUGGUCAAGCGAUCGAUCGGUGA